Molecule: messenger RNA, 1735 nt
Organism: Cydia pomonella (codling moth)
Lineage: Eukaryota; Metazoa; Arthropoda; Insecta; Lepidoptera; Tortricidae
Gene: CPR56
Product: cuticle protein 16.8-like
Exons: 4
Coding region: 150-707 (185 amino acids)
Cellular component (GO): chitin-based extracellular matrix
Molecular function (GO): structural constituent of chitin-based larval cuticle
Source: RefSeq, a predicted model, not a curated record
UCAGACACGUUACAGCAUCUGUGGUUGAAAGUGAAUGAGAUCGAGAUCGAGAGUGAACGUCGAAUCGUUCAUUCACCUUCACUCCGCAGUUCACUCAGUCAGUGAGUUGUGCGCGCCUGUGACCCUCGUGUGUGAAUACAAAUACAAAGAUGCUGUACCCUCUGCUGUUCCUGGUGACCCUGGCGCUGUGCAGCGGCGAUGUGUCACACUUGCAUGAGCAAGAACAUGAACCGAGCACCGAACCCCCACCACACAGGCCGUAUGCCUUCGCGUACACUGCUGGCAGGUACCCGGGACACACGGACAGGCACCACGCUGAAGUUAGUGAUGGCAGUGGCGUUGUUAGAGGAACCUUCUCCUACGUAGACCCCCGCAAUAAGGUCCGCAAAGUAGACUACGUGGCCGACAAGGAGGGCUUCCACCCUAUCCUGAACGACGCUCCACCAGAUCUGCCUACGGACUCAGCCUCCGUAGCUAACGCUAAGAACCGCCACUACCAGCUGUAUGCGAAGAUAGCUGAGGAGCAUGCCACAUAUCCACAUCCUGCUGUGGCCGCCUCGGCGUCCCCCCGCCAGUCGGCCGCCGUGGCCGCCGCCACGGUGAAGCACGCCGAGCUGUUCCGAGUGAUCGCCGAGCAGCACGCGCGGAUCGCCGCCGAACGGGAAGCGCUUCAGAAAGAGGAAGAGCUACAAGAACUAGGACAUUAGAGAGGGAUAGCUAUAUUAAGCAGUUUAAGCACCUAUCAUCUCAACCGAUCGCUCAAACAUGGGCCUCUUCCAAGAAACACCAACUCAUCCAACGGAUCCUCAAUAUUGCUCCCCAACAGCUUGACUUCUCUGGCUACGGCCAUCGAUUAGCAGCUCCUCAAAAAUUUCAAGCAACUACAGAAAAAGCAAUCUUUAAAUGCCCACCCUCUUGCCAGAAUUAGUGUCGGUUGCACCAAACCGUCUGUCACCGUUAAAGCGUUCGCUAAAUUUUAUUGUAUGGUAAGUUUCAUACCUCACUGCUGUCUGACGUUGAUCAGGCCGCUAAAUAUCGUUGGUGCAACUGGCCCUUAGAGUUCUACCGAUCUUGUGAACCUUCUCGCUCGAGAAUAUUUCCCAUAGUAAAUUGAUAACGUUCUCACAACAACAAUACAACAACAACAACUAUAAACUAUAGCCAGAAUGCUUUAAGGGGUAACUUUUUGACAUAAAUACAGAUGAUAAUGGGAGUUUCUGGCUUACGCCUUGCGGAAAGAAUCAUGGAUGGAAUUACCAUCGACCACUGUCCAAAGCGACAACCAAACGGCAGCCCAUCGCUCUCUGAUGGAUUGCCCUCCAAGAUCCUCCGUUGCCAUCGGGGGCUUCUACACCAUGUUUGACGUAGUCCUCAUCGUAUUUAUUUCGACUCAUACAAUAAGGAACCAGUUAUAUUCUAGAUAUUGCUUAACAAAAGCAGGACGCAUCUAAUAGAGUAAGGUGGUAGCUGUAUAUCUACUUAUAUUACACUCUUAAGAACAUAGCUGUCUCCCGCUCUAGAAGCAGUGGUAGUACUUGUAAGAGAUUAAUGGAGGAGUGUCUUUUCAAAUGGGCUUAUUUCUCUAUGGAAACCAUACAAAACCCUUCAGAAAAUACAUUUCUCGAUGAUAUUGAUGAAUAAAAAGUAUAGGUAUGAUGGUUAGAAUAUCUUUACAAAAGUAUCUGGAGCCGUAGCCGAGAGGACAAUCAUUUAUCGACGAACGCCAAACGAAAAA